This is a messenger RNA of Chenopodium quinoa (quinoa), 432 nucleotides long. RefSeq lists its product as uncharacterized. The transcript is spliced from 2 exons. The record is from RefSeq and is a predicted model, not a curated record. NCBI's taxonomy places the organism in Eukaryota, Viridiplantae, Streptophyta, Magnoliopsida, Caryophyllales, Amaranthaceae. Bases 1 to 432 code for a protein of 143 amino acids.
AUGCGGUUUGGUAGAAAAGGUAAGUUGAGUCCUAGAUACAUUCGCCCGUAUGAGGUAUUGAAGAGAGUUGGAGAGGUAGCAUAUCAACUAGCCUUACCCAUGGAGUUAGCCAAUGUUCAUAAUGUUUUUCAUGUUUCCCAACUCCGAAAGUAUGUACACGACCCCACCCAUGUUAUCCAACCCGAGACUAUUGAGCUAGAUGAGACCUUAACUUUCAAAGAGCGCCCUGUGAAAAUUCUCGACACCAAAACGAGAAGUACUCGAAAUAAGGCGGUAAAAUUAGUUAAAGUGCUAUGGUCUAAUCAGAAUUCUGAAGAAGCAACUUGGGAAGCUGAACAUGACAUGAAAAAGCGUUACCCAGAACUUUUUGAGCGGGAUGACUAUGGUCUAAUAAUACUGAAAUUGAAGUAUUGUAACUUGAAAUUAAAUUGA